Molecule: messenger RNA, 788 nt
Organism: Xyrichtys novacula (pearly razorfish)
Lineage: Eukaryota; Metazoa; Chordata; Actinopteri; Labriformes; Labridae
Source: the annotation of a GenBank genome assembly
AUGAAGAUCCUUUUACUUACCCUUGUUGUUUUCACUGGUAAGGAAACUUACAAAGAUUUACUUGUUUGGUUAAGAAAUGACCUACAGGCUUUCCUGUGGAGAGAACAUGCACAAGUUUACAUGUUUAAUUUUCUAAUUUUGUGUUUAUUCAACAGGCUGUCAUGCCAACCUCCUCCAGGCUGAUAACCCAAAGCCACAGCUCGAAGUGUUGACAGAUGCAAUCUUUGAGAGUAUGGGGAUAGUCUUCAAGACAGUAGAUGACGCCAAAGAGAAAUUCAAGAAGACAAAUUUUGGACAUUUUGUACAGUAGGUUUCAAAACCCUAUGGGAAUAAUGUUUGUCAUAGAUGGAGGUGAUCAACAUGUAAUCCUCCUCCUAACAAACACAGUCUUUUCUAACACUAACUUGUUUUUCCUCUUUAGUGAACGUUUUGAUGAGGGUGCCAAGGAUGCCAUCGAGUUUCUCAUGAAAGUUGAUAAAAUUGACCCCCCCCCUGAGGUCAGGGACAUGAUGCUGACAGCCUCCAAAGUGACGAGUGAGACAUUUCGCUAUUUGGAUCAACAGUUGACGACUCUAAUCCGCAGAAUCAAUUCCGAGCCUGUUUCUGAGAAGGCGGCCCCUGUGAUAGAGAUUGUUGCAAGUGAGCUGACUACGAGAGCACAGCAGUUGAGAGAAAUGGCCGCUCCCCAAAUUGACAAGCUGAUAGACAAAGUGGAUCCCCUGGCCAAGGAAGUCCAGGCUCAUCUUUAUACAUUUUAUGAGACAUUAGUCAAACUAAACAUCAUCUAA